GAGAUUCCGGGUAAAAAUUUCACAAUGCUUCGAAACCUAGUUCGACAUUCUCCGCUUCCCCACUACUCCGCCGUCAACCACCGCCGCCCGCAGCUUCCCUUCUCCUUCCGUCGCCACUUUUCAUCAAAGAGCGAACUCAUUGAGAUUGACCUCGACUUUUCGUCUCCAUCCGGGUUAAAGAAGAUGGAGGAGAUGAUUCAGAAGUUAAUUGUGCACAAGGCUGCACCUUAUUGGCUCCCCUUCAUCCCAGGCGCCUCCUUCUGGGUGCCACCGGACCACCGCGGUUCUAAGAAAGUAGUUGAUUUGAUAGAGAAAUUGUCCAAUAGGCUCACCGAGGAAGAGGCAUUCUCUCUCACCACCGACCGAGGCUGGCCCUGUCUCUCUUCCUUCCUCUCUGAUGACAUGGUUACUGAUGGGGUAGCAAAUGUGGAUAUGAAGUCAUCAAAGCAGGAGGGAGAGGUAAUUGAGGUGGUGGUAAUGGAGGAUUCAAAGAACUUGUCCUAACCUGGGGCUGAGAAGGGGAUUUAAUGCUUAAGUCUUUUGGAACCUGCUACCAGGUAAAUGACUGCCGUCACUUGCAAUAUGUUGGAUUUCGCUUAAAGUUCAUUGUGGUUAAGGCUAGCUUUAGAGUUGUGUUUCAAGUGAUUUCCUUUAACUUAGCAUGUUGUUUCUUUGAAGAUUGGAUUAACUGGUGCAUUCUAUUGGUUUUAUAAUGCUAUUUUCUAAAGCAGUGUGAUUUUAGGCCAGUUUAAAUCUUGAAGUUUGAAUCAUUAGGAUCUUCUGGAGGCUAGGACUUGAAGUUCAGAGCAGCAUAAAGGUAGUAAAUUGCAUUGGGAAAACAUUUGUAUACAGCAAAAACUAUACUCCCACAUAAAUCUUCCAAACUAUGUGUUUGGAAUGUGGAUAAUAGUUGUAUGAAUCCUUCAUUUACUAUCAAAGUUAUUGAAUUUGGCAACAGACAAUACUAGCUUGACUUUAAUAAAUGUCUUCUUUUAUAUAGCCUGCCAUAUGGAUCCAGGUCUUGCAGGUUCAGAUAAUAUAUUCUUCUUGCUACUUGUCUGCUGCAGUUAUUAAAAUUCAAUUAUGUUAAAAAAUUCUAUGGGUCUGUCGAUAUGGCUUUGUUUGUACACCAUUUUGUUUAAUUUGGAUAGUUAUUGAAUCCUGGCCUUCCUUUUGUAUGCAGAAAUAUUUUAGCUAGUCUUUAUAAAUGCUUUUCUUUUUCUGCCUAUUCAAUAGACAAGCUGUACAGAA
Rubroshorea leprosula is the source of this 1251-nucleotide messenger RNA. NCBI's taxonomy places the organism in Eukaryota, Viridiplantae, Streptophyta, Magnoliopsida, Malvales, Dipterocarpaceae. The record is from the annotation of a GenBank genome assembly.